AUGAUGAAUGGUGUAGUGAUGAAGAGUGGGGAUAGCAGUUGGGAUGAAGAAAUUGAUUUAAUAAAUAAAGACUCGAUUUUUGAAAAAAUCAAAAUAACCUUAAUGAAUCAAAGCUUUAUUUACUGGAAAAACGAUAGCUUAACAUUUUAUGAUAAAUAUGAACCAAGUGGUCUAUUCAUGAAAACAGAAAAUGGAACACUUUUAGAUCCAGAUGGUAGUCCUAAAGAUCGGUAG
Diversispora eburnea is the source of this 234-nucleotide messenger RNA. NCBI's taxonomy places the organism in Eukaryota, Fungi, Glomeromycota, Glomeromycetes, Diversisporales, Diversisporaceae. The record is from the annotation of a GenBank genome assembly.